AAAGAACAAAAUCAACAUUGGCGUCCAACAGUUCCCACCUAAAACAUCAACCUAAAGUCUUAAACUAACUCAACUAAGAUAAAACCAACUCCAUUCUUUUCUUCACAAGUACCUUCUCUAUAUAUCACAGCAUAUCAAAUUUUUUUGGAGAACUCAGAAACACAGUAAAAUAUGGGAAAGAUAAACUCAAUUCUAUUGUUUUGCUCUAUUGCUAUUGUCAUAUUAUUGACAAUUCCAGUAGCUCAUUGUAAUAUUGCCCAAGGACCUAAAGCAGUAGAUAACUGGUUCCAAAAGCUUUCCCAUGCAAAACAAAAAAUGACCAAACUUCACUUCUACUUUCACGAUAUAGUUAGUGGCAGAAGCCCAACUGCAGUACCAAUCGCGCAGGCCAAUUCUACAUCUCAUUCGCCUACGGCUUUUGGUCAGCUGGCGGUAUUGGACGAUCGAUUGACAACGGCACCAGAAAUCAAUUCGACGACUAUUGGUCGAGCUCAAGGAAUUGUUGGUGCAGCCUCUCUCGAGGAAUUCAGUUUGCUGAUGAGUCUAAAUUUUGUGUUUACUAACGGAAAGUACAGCGGUAGUACACUUAGUCUCCUUGGCUGUAACACUAUCUUGAAUGAAUUCCGAGAGAUGCCGAUUGUUGGUGGUUCUGGUGUUUUCCGACUAGCUCGAGGUGUCGCUACCGCGAAGACACAUACUUUGAGUAAGAAUGGUGAUGCUAUUGUUGAGUAUAAUAUUGUAGUAUUGCAUUAUUGAGUUGGCAUAUGUUGUGCCGGCCACGGAAUUGCUAAUUGUAUUUGAUUUGUCCUUUUUCUCAUAUGUACUUUCUUUUUCGUCUUUCAUUCUAGUGUUCAUUGCUAAUUGCAUUUUGAUU
Messenger RNA from Capsicum annuum, 874 nucleotides. RefSeq names its product dirigent protein 22. The coding region runs from base 172 to 756 and encodes 194 amino acids. The transcript has a single exon. Lineage: Eukaryota; Viridiplantae; Streptophyta; Magnoliopsida; Solanales; Solanaceae. The record is from RefSeq and is a predicted model, not a curated record.